CCCUCUUAAAUUCUUAACACAAAACCCGAAACCUCCGAUGAUCCGAUCACAAAGUUGGUGUUAAUAGGAUGCCCCAUUUUUAAAGCCCCACCUUUCAACAUCCAUCUCACCGCAAACACAACACCCCAUUUCCUACACUGCCCAAACCCACGCCCUCUUUUUCUCUCUCUUCGCCGGCGUUCGUCCAAUUCGCACCUCUUUCCAGCUUUCCGCAAGGUUGACGGUUGUUGUAAAAGAACUUCACUGUGUAUGAUGUUGAUUUGAGCAAGAUGAGUGGCUCUACUCGGCGAAGGUUAAAAUCUGCAAUCAUUUGUGAACAUAUAGUUGAUGAUACGAGCGAGGAAUCAUCUGCUCGUACAAGACCUUUAAGCUAUGAUGAAAUAAUGCUUAAAAGAAAAAGUAAGAAGGAAGUUGAAGGUUCUGUUGAGGAAGCACAUGAAGCAGAAACUACUAGACAUGAAGAAACUGUCAGGAACCCUGAUCGUCGGAGCAGGGAUACAAAUGGUGCUGCCAUGAAAAAUUCGCGUGAUUCUCAACGUGAAGUCAGCCCCCAAAAGAAGGUGCAAAAGAGUUCAAGGGCAGAACAUACUCAUAGUAAAAGUGACUUACAAGAUUCUCAACGGGAAUUCAGCCCCAGAAAGAAUGUUGAAAAGAGGUCCAGGACAGAACAUAUAUAUAGUACAAGUGAUUUGCUAGAUUCUCAAAGGGGAGCUAGCCCCAUAAAGAAUGUGGAAAAAAGUUCUAGGACAGAACAUACUCAUAGCAAAAGACAGGAAUUGAGCCCCAGAAAGAAUGUGGAAAAGAGGUCCAGGACAGAACAUAUAUUUACAAGUGAUUUGCGAGAUUCUCAAAAGGGAGCUAGCCCUAUAAAGAAUGGGGAAAAGAGUUCUAGGGCAGAACAUACUCAUAGCAGAAGUGAUUUACGGGAUUCUCGACGUGAAUCCAGCCCCAAAAAGAGUGUGGAAAAGAGUUUCAGGACAGAACAUAUCCAUAGUAAAAGUGAUUUGCGAGAUUCUCAACGGGGAGCUAGCCCCAUAAAGAAUGUGGAAAAGAGUAGGACAGAACAUACUCAUAGCAGAAGUGAUUUACGAGAUUCUCGACGGGAAUCUAGCCCUAGAAAGAGUGUGGAAAAGAGUUUCAGGACAGAACAUAUUCAUAUUAAAAGUGAUUUGCGAGAGUCUCAACGGGGAGCCAGCCCCAUAAAGAAUGCUGAAAAGAGUUCUAGGGCGGAACAUACUCACAGUAGAAGUGAUUUACGAGAUUCUCGACGGGAAUCUAGCCCCAGAAAAAAUGUUGAAAAAAGUUCUAGGAUGGAACGUACUCAUAUUAGAAGUGAUUUAAGAGAUCCUCAAUGGGAAUCCAGCCCCAAAAAGAUUGUGGAAAAGAAUUCAAGGACGGAACAUAUGCAUAGUAAACGUGAGAACAAGGAGAGGCAUGAUGUGGAGAGUAGAUCAAAGCAUAGACAUGAAAAUGAUGUGAGGAAUGAUGCUGAAUCUAAAAAUGACAGGCAAGGUCGCAUAAAAAGCAAAAUAGAGGAACAUUCUAGGGGUGAUGGUAGGUCUAAUCUAGAAAUUAAGCAUAAUAGUGAUUCUGUUGCACAGGAUAGAAACAUUGAAAGACAUGGAGGAGCAUAUGAAAGAGAAAACAAAAGGAGAGAUAGAAGUGGAGAUGAUGAAAAACAUAGAAUGAGGGAUCCUGUCAAAAAACUUGACAGUGGAAGUAGGCGCAUCUCUGAGAUUUCAGAGAGAAAGGAGAAGACGGAGCUCCCACGCUCGCAGCAUGAAGAAACUAGAUCCAAAAGAAGGCGGUCUAGAAGUCAAGAGCGUACAAAGGACAAAGCUAGGAGGUCCAGAUCAUCCUCACCUAAGGCACGGAAAAAUGUGUUAGAUCCUGUGCAUGACCAUGGUGAGCUUUUGUUACGUUCUGAAAGAGACAGGUCUAGACGCCAUUCUGAUGUUGACCGGAGCAAGAUUCCUAUUGAUGGUUCCAGCAGCCAUCAUCGACGACAUGGUGGCUCUUCUAGUGGGCUUGGGGGCUAUUCACCUAGGAAAAGAAAAAGCGAAGCUGCUGUUAAGACUCCUUCACCUAUUCAGUCACCUGAAAGAAAAAGUGCUGGGUGGGAUCUUCCACCUUCUGGGGCAGAUAAAAAUCUCAGUACUGUUUCAUCUGGGGCACACCUAAUUUCUCAAACCAAGCCUUCAAAUAUGAUUGAGUUAUCAGCUGGUUUUUCCGUUGCUCCUGGCAUGGGAAAGCCCAUAUCUUCAAUUUUGUCCAACAGUCUAUCUGCAUUUAAGCAGGCCUCAAUAGACUCGGUUCAACUAACACAAGCCACCAGACCUAUGAGGAGGCUCUACAUUGAUAAUAUACCAGGCUCUGCCACUGAGAAAGAUAUUAUGGAAUGUUUCAAUUCUUUUCUGCUCUCUUCUGGCUCCAAUUAUAUCCGAGGCACAAGUCCAUGUAUUAGCUGCAUGAUUCACAAGGAAAAGGGGCAAGCAUUAGUGGAAUUCCUUACUCCUGAAGACGCCUCUGCAGCGCUGUCUUUUGAUGGCAGAUCUCUCUCUGGGAGCAUACUCAAAAUCAGACGUCCUAAAGAUUUCGUUGAAGUGCCAAGUGGAUCUUCAGAGACUUCUAAAGCUGGAGCCGAUUUGAUAAGAGUUGAUUCAAUCCGAGGCAAUUCAAUCAGAGGCAAUUCAAUCAGUGAAGUUGGUAUUCAGGCCAUAAGUGAUUUUGUGCAAGAUUCUCCACACAAGAUCUUUGUUGGUGGAAUUGCUGAAGAUUUUUCUUCUGAAAUGAUUGCAGAGAUUGUUAGUGCCUUUGGAACAUUAAAGGCAUACCGUUUUGAAGUCAAUGCAGAUCUCAAAAAACCAUGUGCUUUCUUAGAGUAUACAGACCAGUCUGUCACGUUGAAAGCUUGUGCUGGCCUGAAUGGCAUGAGGUUAGGCGGGAGAGUUCUGACUGUAGCCCAAGCUGUUCCUAACACAGAAUCAGUGGAAAGCUCAGGAAUGUCCCCAUUUUAUGGAAUACCCGAGCAUGUGAAACCCCUUCUUGAGAUGCCAACACAGGUCCUCAAGCUAAGCAAUGUGCUUGAUCAUAAGAUCAUGGAUUUGCUAUCUGAAACAGACUUGGAAGAAAUUGUAGAGGAUGUACGAUUAGAAUGUUCCAGGUUUGGCUGUGUUGUGUCCAUUAAUGUCGUCAAAGGUGGCUACACAAAUACUGCCAUUUCAGAAGCACAAGAGGUUGCAAUUAAUGUGAAUACUAUUCAGCCUCCAGAAGAAAGAAAUCACCAUUUGAUUGAGGAUCCAAUAGAAGUUUCUACUGACCAUGAUGACAGGGAUGGUAGUAAUGAAGAAGCUCCAACCAAAUUCAAUGAAAAUCAUGCAAUGGAUGGUGUUUUAGUUGAUAAGCAUGAACUAGUCUCUGCAACUACUAACCCAGUUUUUGAAGGAGCUGCUGAAGUAAGAACUGUUGAAGAAUCAAUAGAAGCCGAUGAAGACUUGCCUCAAAAUGCUGAUGACAAACCUGAUUUUGACCGACUAGAAGCUGUUGUGGUUGGUGCUUCUACUAUUGAUGACAUGGAAAGUGUCAAUGAUUCUAAGGGGAACCGCCAGGAGUCCAUCCAGGAGAGUGGUGUAUCUGCCGAGUUAAAUUCAGAUGGGAGUAUGGUUAUUGAGAAAUCAGGGAAUGGUGAAACUCUGUGCGCUGAAGAUGUACCAGAGUUGGACAAAACUAAUGACACACUAGAAGCUGUACCAGAGUUGGACAAAAAUAAUGACAUGCUAGAAGCUGUACCUUUGCUUACCAUUCCAGGAGCUACUGAAGGUCUCACAAAUGAAUAUCCUUGUGAUAGGGGUAAUAACUUGUUUGAGGAUGGUUGUGUAUUGGUGGAGUUUAAGAGGACAGAAGCUUCAUGUGUGGCAGCACAUUGUUUGCAUGGACGUGCCUUUGAUAACCGUAUCGUGACAGUGGAAUAUGUAUCACUGAAGGCCUACCGAGAAAGGUUUCCAAAGUGAAAAUAUGGUUCAAUAUACGGAAUGGUAGAAUUGUAGUCUUAAGUUGGCCAUCAGCAGGAGAAUUCUGUAUUUGAAACUGUGAGGUUUCUGACACCUGUUCUGUCUCAGCAUGCAGUAUGAUUCAGGGAUCGUUUUGAAAUCCCCUGUAUUUAUCUUAGUUGAUUAGUUCUCCAACCCUCCAGAAAGAACUUAUGAAGAAAAUUUUCUUUUACAACAGAAGGCGUCAAGGAUGUAUGGCCAUUGUUAUGAGCAUUCAUGUUUCAGCAAUGUGCUCAUAUAUUUUUUGCCAAUGCUGUUAACAGAAUCUGCUUACCCAUUAACCUGUAUACCAACAAUGGAUUCCUGGCGCUCUAAUAUACAAGUACUAGUUAUGAUGAGUUUAGUGUAUUGGUAACUUCUAUUUUACUGUCCUCUUUAGCAGUCCUUUGUUCCUUUCCCUUUCUCUGUUUUCGCCCUCCAAUUUAUAUUGAUUUGUCGAAUGAGUGAAUGCUACUCAGUUUCUGUAGGAGCAAUUUUAUGAUAAAAGUAAAAGUGGCUAACAGGUGAGCUUGUUCUUUGCUGAAACUGAAUUCCUGGACAAGUAUUGUUCACGGCCUGUAUGGAUCAAAUUUUGAAGGGAAAUUUGCAAGUGUAGUCAAAAGGUUUUUCUCGCUUUCUCUUCUUUAAUGGAGUAUUUUUUUUCUUCCUUGAUAUCUCUUGUGAACUCUCUUCAUCUCUUUUAAAAGGAAGUAUUUACCCAACCUAAUCGUGGUAGUUUUGCAUCGAUUGCAAGGUGGGGAUAUGGGUGUAGAUGCAAUCUGAAGAAAGCGAAAGUAGUUCAUUAGAAGGGAAAGGAGAAAAUGGAGGUAAUUUGAAGAACAAGGAGGAUUGUGAUCUAUGUUAAAAAAGACGGAAGAGGAGGUAGACAUAUUACAAUGUUCUUUAGGGUACAAAACUAAAGUGUUUUUUUUUUUUUUUUUUUUUUUUUUUUUUUUU
Messenger RNA from Chenopodium quinoa (quinoa), 4985 nucleotides. RefSeq lists its product as uncharacterized. The transcript is spliced from 10 exons. Lineage: Eukaryota; Viridiplantae; Streptophyta; Magnoliopsida; Caryophyllales; Amaranthaceae. The record is from RefSeq and is a predicted model, not a curated record. Gene Ontology annotation, molecular function: poly-pyrimidine tract binding; pre-mRNA 3'-splice site binding. Bases 270 to 4010 code for a protein of 1246 amino acids. Gene Ontology annotation, cellular component: U2-type prespliceosome; commitment complex; nuclear speck.